AUGUCCAACUUGCAGGAAGACAUUGACGAGAUUGGCCAAAGGGGGCAAUCUCAACAACAUGAUCACAUCCUGGAUCUCAUAUCGACCAAUAAUUACGCAUCACAGCAGCGAGAUUUCCUUUCAAAGAGGACCGAAGGCACUGGGAAGUGGCUGUUGGAGUCGAAUGAAUAUCAACGCUGGCUGAAGGAUUCCGGCCAGACACUCUUCUGCCACGGGAUGCCAGGCUCGGGGAAGACGAUAAUGUCAAGUAUCGUGGUCGACGAACUGCUUCGACAAUAUGAGACCGGUUCGGAUACGUACGUGGCCUAUAUAUUCUGCAACUUUCGGUUGCAGCAUCAGCAAUCGGCAGAGAUGGUCUUCUCCAGCCUCCUCCGGCAGCUUGUCCAGAGGUGCAGCAAAAUCCCGGAGUUUAUCAAGAGCUUAUACGCUAGGGAGAAGAACUUGCCGAACCUAGCCCAGACACAGCAGGCGUUUGGAACAAUCGCUCAAAGCUUCCGCAAAGGCUUUGUCGUCAUUGAUGCUCUAGAUGAAUGCGCUGCAUCCUACGAUCCUCUUCGGCGGCUUGUAUCUCUCUUGAUUGAACUCCAAUCCAAGACUGGCUUCAGUCUAUUUGUGACUUGUCGGAAAGUUCCCAGGAUCGAGGAACUGUUUACUAAAUGCAUAAGGCUUGAAAUUCGCGCCAACGAUGGCGACGUCGAGAAGUAUGUGCAGACCCGGUUGCCGAGUUUACCCACAUACGUCCGUGGAAGUCGAGAGCUUCAGGGCAAGAUCAAGCGGACGAUUGUUCGGCACGUGCAAGGCAUGUUCCUUCUGGCCCAGCUACAUCUUGAUUCACUUGUCGACAAGAAGUCCAAGACAGCAAUGAAGCGAGCUCUGGAUGGAUUGGACAGCGGAGAACAUGCCUAUGAUAUAGCCUAUGAUAAGGCAAUGGAAAGGAUAAAAGGCCAGACUCGAGACCAGGCAGAGUUGGCGACCCAGGCCUUGUCCUGGAUUACAUUUGCCAAAAGACCGCUCACAACCGGCGAGCUUCAACAUGCUUUGGCAGUCGAGUUUGAGGAUUAUGGCUUGACCUCGCUGGACCUUGAGAACUUCACCGACCUCGACCAUAUUCUCUCUGUCUGUGCCGGCCUCGUGACCAUUGACGCAGAAACGAACGUCAUUAGAUUGGUACACCAUACGACCCAGCAAUACUUUGACCGCGUCAAGCUACAUCGUUUCCCGUUGGCCGACUUGCAUAUCGCUACUGUAUGCAUCCGAUAUUUGUCAUACCAGAAUGUCGCCCCUGGACCCCUAUUCAGCCGAUCUGAUCAUAGCGAAAGGCUCACCAUGUGGCCGCUAUACAGCUACGCAAGCGAGUUCUGGUACGAGCACAUCGAUAAAACCAAUGAUGAUCAGGAUACACAUAUUAUUAACUUCUUGGAAGCACCUAAUAUCGCGACUUCAGCUUACCAAGCAGCCGUCAUCGCACGCUAUGCGCCAUAUGAAGAGAGCGACUACUCAUACUACUACUUCGUGUCCUGGGAUUUCGAUUUCGAUCAGCAACGCCCAAUUGCAUUGCAUUGGGCUACCUUUAUGGGCCAUGAUAGAGUUACCAGGAAACUCCUUGAGAGGGGAUAUAACGCCGAGCAGGAGGACUUUGAGGGGAUGACCCCGAUGAUGGUGGCUGCUCGACGAGGCCACAACGCAACUGUUAGAAUGAUGUUAGAAGAGUGGCAAAUCUCGGCAAAGACUUCACCCAAGGGCUUGUCACCCCUAGCCUACGCCACGACAUUUGGACAGGAGGGAGUUGUGAGAGUGCUGCUCGAGCAUUCAGAAGUCGACCGCGGAGGCACCGGGCCUUUAGGCCAAGCCAUCGCGUUGGGUCGUUCCGUCAUCGUCAAGCUCCUACUUGACGACCCGAGAGUCGAGCCGAACGUAUCUUCGCCGAGUGGACUGCCUGGACUGAGUAUAGCUAUAAGCUCCGGGUUUCAGGAAAUUGCGGAGGCACUCUUAACGGCGACCGAACUCGAUGUCAAUGCCGCCGAUGAAGUAGACAGGACUGGACUCCACACGGCGAUACUCUGCGACAAUCCGAAAAUCACUCAGCUACUACUCAACCAUCCAGAUGUGGACACGUUGACAGGUUUUCAAGAGACCACCAAGGGACGAACUCCCUUAGCAUUAGCAGCACUGAACGGCCACUAUAAAGUGGUCGCGCUACUUUUGGGCCUACCAAACGUCGACGUUAAUUCGAGAGACGAGGGUGGAAGGACGGCGUUAUCACUGGCAAUCGACGGAGACACGUUGAAGGUCACGACCUCAUCUCCUUCCUCGAAGCAGCCGAAACCAGAAGGCCUUGACGACGAGAAUUACCGGCGCGAAGCCGUUAUCAGAACGCUACUCGAAUCGAAAGGUAUAGACCCUGAACUCAUGGACGAUCGGGGCUGGUCUCCUUUGCUAUACGCCGUGGCCGGUGGUAAUGAGAGGGCGGUCUCUCCGCUCCUGUCCAGUGACCAUAUCGCCGUAGACAGGCUUGGUCCAUCUGGAACGACGGCACUAUUCUACGCCCGAAAUGUCACAAUCGCGCGGCUCCUUAUCAACAGCGGUGCACACCUCGACUGGCACGACGCUCGGGGUAUGACGGCCGUCAUGCACCACUACCACAAAUACUCCGACUCGCGCGAAGUCCUCGAGUUCCUUUGCCAGCAAGGCGCCGAUUUGCAUCUCGUCGACAGUGACGGGGAGACUCUGCUGAUGCGAGCUGCCCGACAAGGGGACGCGUGGAUGGUGAACACGCUGUUGCGGAACGGCGCCGACCCCAACAAUACGGGAAAGAACGGCAGAUCAAUCUUGCUGACGGCGCUUCAGCAUAGCCCAAAGUCAGUAUCAGAUGCCUUCAUCGAGAAAGCUGCCUCUGGUGGGAGGGGUCUUGACUAUGAUAGGGAUCUGGUGGUCGAUGCUGGACGGACCAAGGCCGAGAGCGAGCAGGAGAGGGUCAGCUGGUAUCGAGCGGUCGUCGGUCUCCUGUUGAAGUGGGGUGCGGACGGUGCGUUCAGUCAGCUUGAUCUCCUCAAGCUGAAGUCCAAGAAAACAACCGAUCUGGCGUUAUGA
Messenger RNA from Anthostomella pinea, 3090 nucleotides. NCBI's taxonomy places the organism in Eukaryota, Fungi, Ascomycota, Sordariomycetes, Xylariales, Xylariaceae. The record is from the annotation of a GenBank genome assembly.